Messenger RNA from Xyrichtys novacula (pearly razorfish), 3418 nucleotides. Lineage: Eukaryota; Metazoa; Chordata; Actinopteri; Labriformes; Labridae. The record is from the annotation of a GenBank genome assembly.
AUGCGCAGCAUGCCCAGGAAAAAGAACCUGGGCAUGCGAGUCGUGCUCGAUGUCACCAAGGGACUGAGGGAUCGCAACGUCACCUGCGACAAUUUCUUCACCUCUUACGAACUCGGGCAGCAGCUGCUGAAAAGGAAGAUGACCAUGGUUGGCACCGUUGGAAAAAACAAGCCCGAGCUCCCGCUCGCGCUGCUCUAGCCAAAGGGAAGAGCGGUGUUCUCGUCGAAAUUCGCCUUCACGUCGACCACUGCCGCGGUCUCUUACGUGCCCAAGAAAAACGUGCUGCUGGUUAGCACGAAGCACAUGGAGGCCAAAGUCAGCGACCGCUGCGACAGAAAGCCGGUCAUCAUACUAGACUACAACCGCUGCAAAGGAGGUGUCGAUAACCUCGACAAGGUGAUUGGAACCUACAGCUGUAGAAGGAGGGCCGUGUCUCGAUCUAGAACUCGCGGUGAGGGCAAGGACGCGGAAGUAUCAGAAGCCGCUGGAGCGGCGUCAGGAGAAGAUGACCCAACCCGGGCGAGGAAGAGGAAGAGGUGUCAGUUUUGCCCGCAGGCAAAGGACAACAAAACUUCCACUGUGUGCAGCGGGUGUAAGAAAUAUAUCUGCAAAGUUGUUCGUUCCCAUACUGCGCUGAGUGUGCUGCUGAGAAUUUGGAGAUGGAUUGAUUGACGCCAAAACACACACACACACACACACACACACACACACACACACACACACACACACACACACACACACACAAUCUAUCUAUCUAUCUAUCUAUCUAAAAUUAAAAUGACUAUAUUAUUAUUAUUUUUUAAAUAUCAUUAUUAUUAUUAUUAUUAUUAUUAUUAUUACUAUAUGUGUGUGAGUCUAGCCUGCCUGCCUGCCUGCUUGGGUGUGUGUGUGUGUGUGCGUGUGCGUGUGUGUGUGUGUGUGUGUAUAUAUUUCCACAUUGGGGGGACAGUGUGACCCCAUGAGACGUGGGAUGCAGUCAGUUGAACUGUCCACAACCGGGAUGACUAGUUUUAGAGGCAGAGAGGCAGCCUGGCAGGACUGCAUCAGAAUAGGAAAUACUUAUGACUUUCCAAAGAUGAAAAUGUCACAGGAACUGCUUAAAAGACAUGAGAGCAUAAUGAACAGCGAGGACUCGGACAUUGAGGUUGUUUGUGGCGACAUGGGUAAAAAGCUACACUUUAACCCCGUUAGAGCGGCAGUGGCAUUACAGCUGUGCAGAAAGCUUAAGGUAGACUGUAGACAGCAGUAUAGCAAAUUCACGGAUGUUUGUGAAUUAGGAGCUCCUUGUAAGAAUGUGAAGAUUAAAAGUGAUGGGAAUUGCUUCUUUAGGGCAGUCAGUGUAGCUGUGAGCGGUACCGAACACCAUCACGGAAGAAUAAGAGAAGCUGUAGUGAAUCACUUGCAAAGCAAUGAAGCUGCAUAUGCCAACAUUCUGAGAAGGGGUUACCUUUCGGUGUCAGACUACAUUGACGCAUCUAAAAUCAGCUCUCUAGGAAGUUGGGCAACAGAGGUUGAGAUUCAAGCAACAGCAGAUUAUUUGGGUGUCAACGUAUUCACAUAUUACACUGACCGUUGGUUUCAGUACAGUUGCAACAGUGUUCGGGUCUCUAAACAGGGGAUUUAUUUAGCAAAUAGCAGCAGCCAUUAUGAGACCGUCAUUUGUGUCACAAGUCCUCUGAAGCAGUCUUGUCAUGGCUACUGCAAAGUAGCCGUAGUUGCAUCAGAUACAUCCAAUUGUCUGACCUCAAAUUCUGCCUACGCUGAUUCAACAUCUCGAUCCGAGAUUGCUUCACCGUCACCGACAUCGAUUCGUCCAGAUAACACAGUGUCUGUGAAUGACGACGACUACUGCGAAAAGGAGAGCGAUGAGCGCGAGGAGGGGUCCCGCCGCUCUGAUGAGCAUAAGACUGCAAGGGACUUGACGAGCACGAGUGACCAUGAUGUUGAUUUUUACCGAGAUACUGACAGUCCUCGGAGCCGCUAUGAGUAUGACGAUUACCGCAGUGACACUGCAGAGCUAGAUGUUGAAGGACACUUCAGUGAAGAUGAGGCCUGGGAGAAUAAUCCUGAUGAAGAGUAUGACUGCUAUGGCUUGCUAUCAAGGAGACAUGUAGAAAAUUAUAUCGUUGAAAAUAUGGAGCAUCGUCCCUAUGGCGAUAGCCUUGUAACUCCAGGUGACAUGGAGGAUACCACUUAAGCUGAUUUACCACGUAACAGCUUUGUGGAUCAGCGUGAACUUUUCAACCACUCUGAUGAGCAUCAAACGCCAAGGGACUUGAAGGGCACGAGUGACCACGAUGCCGACUUUUACCGAGAUUCUAACAGUCCUCGGAGCCGCCAUGAGUAUGACGAUUACGACAGUGACACUGCAGAGCUAGAAGUCGAAGGACACUUCAGUGAAGAUGAGGCCUGGAGGAAUACUCCCGACGAAGAGUAUGAUCGUCGUGGCCUGCUAUCAGAAAGACACGUAGAAGGUGACAUUGUUGAAGACGAGGAGUAUUAUCCCUACAGUGAUAGCCUCGGAACUCCAGGUGACACGGAAGAUACCAGUGAAGCUGAUUUACCACGUAACAGCUUUAUGGAUCAGUCCGAACUUUUAAACGAUGAGAUCUGUAUCGUACUGUGGGAUUGCGAUGAAGAAGUUGAAGAGGAGUUUGGCUCAAAUAACCGCUACGCAUCUACCUGCUGCUGGACCGAAUUGCAGGAAUCGUGGAAAUCGUUUGUCAGUUGGCUGGGUGAGCGCUGGUGGGGCUCGGUGUCAGAAGAGUCUGUCAGGACCUUCAUGGAUACAUCUGAGAGACGUCGCAUCGGGGAUAUCGUCGUCUCGGCGCGCUUCGGUGACAUGCCCGGGGGAGUUUGUUCUUUCACAGUGAAGACUGAAAGUGGCCUGCUGUCAUUUCCUUUGCUUAUCCGUCAAAGAUGCUACGUAUGUGCUGACUUGGUGGAAGGUGAUUUUUCGUGUCCGAUCGACAUGUUGAGAAAGCUGGCCCGUGAAACCUACACACACUUGCUCCCCCGACCCACAACAAUACCUUCCAAUCCCCAGUACUUUUCUCUUACACGGGUAGUGGAUGAUAUGUGCAGCGUUUUAGAUUUGCUGAAAAGUGGAUGGUGUGACGUUUCCCAACCCCAUCGCAUAAUAGAGUAUCUACAAAACAAGGAAGGACCCUCUGUUAACCCAGCAGCAUUAAUUUGCUGCGUAGAUGAUGACAGUCCGGGAUACCUGUUUGAGAUUAUAGACGCCAAAGGGAAGAGGCUGAAAGUAACAUUUAAUAAAUUGGGCUUCACAUUUGGAUCGGGUCUACAUUUCUCAGGACUCACAAGUCUGCUGUCACAUAUCUGUGAGGUUGAUGGAGUAAACUUUGUGAUUAACUGUAGAUUCUUGCCCACUGCAAGCGAACUGGAGCGUCCGAUGUAA